AUGACCGUUCAAACGCUUGCCAUUACCGUGGUCACGGUCGUUUACCUUAUCAUCAGGUAUCUGAAUCGCACCGACGUCCCCAAGAUCAAGGGCCUACCGGAGAUCCCCGGUGUGCCCCUCUUCGGUAACCUGCUUCAACUUGGAGACCAACAUGCGACCGUCACUGGAAAAUGGGCAAAGAAGUUCGGCCCGGUCUUCCAAGUGCGCAUGGGGAACAAGCGAAUUGUUUUUGCUAACAGCUUCGAAUCUGUGCGCCAACUCUGGAUCAAAGACUCAUCAGCUCUCAUCUCGCGCCCGACCUUCCACACUUUCCACAGCGUUGUGUCUAGCUCCCAGGGCUUCACCAUCGGGACUUCCCCGUGGGAUGAAUCUUGCAAGCGUCGUCGGAAGGCCGCAGCGACAGCGUUGAAUCGCCCUGCCGUGCAGUCAUACAUGCCGAUCAUUGAUCUUGAAGCCAACUCAAGCAUCAAGGAACUGUACCGCGAUAGCAAGAAUGGCACUGUCGACAUCAAUCCCACCGCCUACUUCCAGCGAUUUGCGCUCAAUACCAGUCUGACCCUGAACUAUGGCUUCCGCAUUGAAGGAAACGUGGAUGAUCAGCUUCUGAAAGAGAUCGUUGAUGUUGAGCGCGGGGUGUCCAAUUUCCGUAGCACCUCCAACAACUGGCAAGACUAUAUUCCGCUAUUGCGCAUCUUCCCCAAGAUGAACAACGAAGCACAAGAAUUCCGGGCCCGCCGCACGGACAAGCCGUGUAUCACAGGAAACAUUCUCAAAGACCCCGAGGCAAAGCUAAAUGAUGCGGAGGUGAAAUCGAUCUGUUUGACUAUGGUCUCCGCAGGCUUAGACACAGUCCCCGGAAAUCUGAUUAUGGGCAUUGCAUACCUCGCAUCCGAAGAUGGUCAACGAAUUCAGAAGAAGGCCUACGAAGAAAUUAUGAAAAUUUAUCCAGACGGAGAUGCCUGGGAGAAAUGCUUGGUUGAGGAGAAGGUCCCUUAUGUCACGGCCCUGGUCAAGGAAAUUUUGCGAUUCUGGACAGUCAUUCCAAUCUGUCUACCCCGAGAAAGCACCAAGGACAUCGUGUGGAAUGGAGCGACUAUACCGGCCGGUACAACGUUUUUCAUGAAUGCUUGGGCGGCGGAUUACGAUGAAGAUCACUUUAAGGAUGCAACAAAGUUUAUUCCUGAGCGCUAUCUCGAUCUUGGCGAAGCCCCUGGUACUCCUCACUAUGGUUAUGGCGCUGGAUCUCGCAUGUGUGCUGGUUCACAUCUCGCAAAUCGGGAGCUGUUUACAGCGUUUGUGCGUCUGAUCACCGCUUUUCACAUGCAUCCAUCAAAGCAGACGAUUGAUCGACCUGUACUCAAUGCAAUCGACUGCAAUGCCAUUGCGACAGCUCUAACCACAGAGCCGAAGCCGUUUAAGGUGGGCUUCACAGCACGCGAUCCGAAGAAAUUGGAGCAGUGGAUUGCCGAGAGCGACGAACGAACAAAGGAUCUGUGA
Molecule: messenger RNA, 1497 nt
Organism: Penicillium waksmanii
Lineage: Eukaryota; Fungi; Ascomycota; Eurotiomycetes; Eurotiales; Aspergillaceae
Product: cytochrome P450
Exons: 5
Coding region: 1-1497 (498 amino acids)
Molecular function (GO): monooxygenase activity; heme binding; iron ion binding
Source: RefSeq, a predicted model, not a curated record